This is a messenger RNA of Symbiodinium natans, 2739 nucleotides long. Lineage: Eukaryota; Dinophyceae; Suessiales; Symbiodiniaceae. The record is from the annotation of a GenBank genome assembly.
AUGCUCUGCAGACCUGCCCCUGCUGCCUUACAUCGAGGUGCAAGAUGUGCUCGGCCACGCCUUUGCUGCCAAACGCGCGGCAUCUCGCAGGACGAUAGCCAUGCCGCACUCUGCCGGGAGCUGUUGGUCCUAGCUGAGCGUGGCUCGGUGGUCCCUGCAGAGCGCCGACUGCAGAGUUUCGCGCCCUCGUCGCUGCUCAGCCCCACCGAAGGUGCCAUGUUCGCUGCGGCCGCGUCGCCUCUGCGCUUCCGCGGCGCCGCCUUCCGCAGCCUGCUGCUGGCGGCCAUCAAUGCCGGCGACGCGGAACGGACCGCAAGGUUUGCAGCGGGUUUUUCCAAGCUGCUCCCUGAUGGUUCCAGCUCGAUGACCAUGCAAGCAGAGCGAGACUCCCAGCUAGAGAACGCUCCGUCGGGUGCAGAAGUCCUGGGGCGCUUGCUUUGCCAAACCGAUGCAGAGAAGGCGACGCAGUGGCUGGCUUCUUUGCAUGGUGCGGGGCCACUGGCAGAGACGUUGCGACACCGACUUGCAGUGCAUGCCGCAAGACACUAUCGGGACUUGGAGAGGGCGUGGUCACAGCUGCUGUCGUCAUCAGUGGUGGUGGAGGAUGCGGCAGCUGCCUCGCAACAAGCGCUCCAACGCCUGGCACAAGGCCCAGAACCUCUGCGAACAGAGCUCUGGCUACAACGCCUCGAGGGCGCUGCUGGACCAUGGCCCAUCGAUCAGGACACUGGAUUGUUGGCCGCCGCUCGACAGGGCCGGCCCCGCGCGACGCUGCGAUUCUUGCGCCGUCGUGCGGGCCACCUUCGGGCCUGGCUCCGGAACGGCACCAGCACCAGAAAUGAGGAUCAGUCUGCUGGACUGGAUCAGAAGAUGUUGGUUUUUCUUGCCUGCGAGCGUGGUGGCCAGAGUGGUUUGGCAGUCCAGUGGCUUCGUUGUAUCCAAGCAGCCGGUCAUGUGCCGCAAGUCCAAUACUUUGCGUACACAAUGAGGGCACUUGCAAAGGAAGGCUUGGCCAGGGAUGCAGAGAGAUGCUUUCGGGACAUGGUGCGCUGCUUGGAAGCAACGACCAGCGAGUACACGAUUUUGAUCCGUGCUUGCGCAAAACUGGGUGACUCCAAACGAGCGCUUGCCUGGAUCACGCGGAUGCAUGCUGCUUUUGUAAAUGUGGAUGUCUUUGGAUACAACGGCUUGCUUGGAGCAUAUGCGGCAGAAGCAGAUUUCCAAUCCGCCUUCAAGCUGAUCAAGGACAUGGAGUGUGGAGUCCUGAAUGGUGUAAGCCCGGAUGCGGCAAGCUUUGCAGCGGCGGCCAAUGCCGCUUGCACAGCCGCAUCUUUCUCCACCACCCGAGCAAGGCGCCAUUUUUUGGAUGCCGCUGAACAGUUGGCUGAACGCAGCCGAGCAGCCAUGGUGGAGGUGGACGGCGCUGUCUACCAAAGGAUCCUGAGACACAGCGCCCGACACGGCGACGCAGAACGCGUGGGUCGUUUCCUUCGCCGGAUGUCUUCCUUGAGCAUGGAGCCCGGCCCUUCGGCGCUUCUGGAGGCUCUACAAGCUUCUGGCGCCGCGCCUUUCCUCGGCUCUGCAUUGGACCUUGCUGACGGCUUGGGAAAUCGAGGAGCGAUCUUGCUUGCACGUCCUUUUGCAGAGCUUGGCGACUGGCGUGGGGUGCAGAGGCUCCAGACCACGGCGACCGCAGUGUCCGCGGUGUCCGCAGUGUCCGCGGCCGAGCCGGCUUCUGUUUGGCCCAUGCUGCGACUCGCGGCCCUGGCUGAGGCUGUUCCGAGGAGGCGGCAGAGGUGCCUGGAAGCUGCGGGAGACUUCUUGCUGGCUGGGGGGCGUUUGUCAGCUCAGGACGACGAUGAAGUUUGCUCGGCCGCGGCCGUGCUGCUACGACGCGGCCUCGGUGGCCGUGCCGUCCGGGAAAGGCGGCGAAGCGCAGCGGCAGCGGCCCCACUCACAAACCACGCGGGCCUCGCGGGCUGCAGGCACAGCCAUUUGAUCUGCGCUGGCCGUGUGAGUGCUGCAUUGGAUUCUGGAGACCCACGGCGUGCGGAGGCUUGGCUUUGCAGGAAGGAUUCAUGGAGGGACCACAUAGUGGUGCUGCUCGUGCUGGUCAUGCGGCGACAGGAGGACAUGAGGCGGAGGUCUGUGGAGGACAGAGGCAAGCCUAGUCCGCAGCAGAGAUAUCGGGAAUCCGCAGAGGAGCGUGGUCUUGCGGCAGCGGCUCGACUUGCAGCAGCUGUGGCAGCUGCGACAAGCCACCACCCGGCGCAAGCUGCUCAUGCGCACCCGCCUGGGGAGAAGUUUCGGCUACGGCGGCACAGCGCUAUCGGCUGCCGAACAGUGCCUGGGCAGCCCACGCCCCCCGUGCGACAGGCUUGGGGUGCACCACCUGAGGCUCCCAAGGAGGCGAGGCCGUGCCUCGCACUGGGUGCACCUCCCCAUUACGGCCACGUCUGGCACGUGCACAGAGCGCCCGACGUCCUGCGAGACCGCCAGCACCCCUUCGGGCACGCAGCGCUGAUCCCCGCCGGCGUCAAGAGGGAGGCUUUGCCAAGCACUGCCAGGUCAGGGCGCGGCAAGCCCCAGGAGCGGACUUUGGGCCUGCUCUUAUGGGCCUACGAACCACCUGUGCAUUGCCGUGCAAUGGGAGGCACACAGCAGCGCGACGCAGCACUGGGCAGAUCCUCACUGCUGCGGCUGCAGCUGUGGGACGGCGUGCGAGCACAGGGAGCAUGA